GGGCUCCGCGGGCGGGCGGGCGGACAUGGCGGCCAACAUGUACCGGGUCGGAGAUUAUGUCUACUUUGAGAAUUCCUCCAGCAACCCAUACCUAAUCAGAAGGAUAGAAGAACUCAACAAGACUGCAACUGGCAACGUGGAAGCAAAAGUAGUGUGCUUUUAUAGACGACGAGAUAUUUCCAACACACUUAUAAUGCUUGCAGACAAGCAUGCUAAAGAAAUUGAGGAAGAAUCUGAAACAACAGUUGAGGCCGACUUGACUGAUAAACAGAAACAUCAGUUGAAACACAGGGAACUCUUUUUGUCACGCCAGUAUGAAUCUCUGCCUGCAACACAUAUCAGGGGAAAGUGCAGUGUUGCCCUUCUGAAUGAGACAGAGUCAGUAUUGUCAUAUCUUGAUAAAGAGGAUACCUUUUUCUACUCAUUGGUCUAUGACCCCUCGGUGAAAACACUAUUAGCUGACAAAGGUGAAAUCAGAGUGGGACCUAGAUAUCAGGCAGACAUUCCAGAAAUGCUUUUAGAAGGAGAAUCAGAUGAGAGGGAACAGUCAAAAUUGGAAGUUAAAGUUUGGGACCCAAAUAGCCCACUUACAGAUCGACAGAUUGACCAGUUUUUAGUUGUAGCACGUGCUGUCGGGACAUUUGCUCGAGCCCUUGAUUGCAGCAGUUCUGUAAGGCAGCCUAGUUUGCACAUGAGCGCAGCUGCAGCUUCUCGAGACAUCACCCUGUUUCAUGCUAUGGAUACAUUAUAUAGACACAGCUAUGAUUUGAGCAGUGCCAUUAGUGUCUUAGUACCACUUGGAGGACCUGUUUUAUGCAGAGAUGAAAUGGAAGAAUGGUCGGCCUCUGAAGCUAGUUUAUUUGAAGAGGCACUGGAAAAAUAUGGCAAAGACUUCAAUGACAUACGUCAAGACUUUCUCCCUUGGAAAUCAUUGACUAGCAUCAUUGAAUAUUAUUACAUGUGGAAAACUACUGACAGAUAUGUGCAGCAGAAACGUCUAAAAGCAGCAGAAGCUGAAAGUAAACUGAAACAAGUAUAUAUCCCAACUUACAGCAAACCAAAUCCCAACCAAAUAUCCACCAGCAAUGGCAAACCUGGUGCUGUGAAUGGAGCUGUGGGGACCACAUUCCAGCCACAGAAUCCUCUCUUAGGGCGAGCCUGUGAGAGCUGCUAUGCUACACAGUCUCAUCAAUGGUAUUCUUGGGGCCCACCUAAUAUGCAAUGUAGAUUAUGUGCAACCUGUUGGCUCUAUUGGAAAAAAUAUGGAGGCCUGAAAAUGCCCACCCAGUCAGAAGAGGAGAAGUUAUCUCCCAGCCCAACUGCAGAGGACCCCCGUGUUAGAAGUCACAUGUCUCGCCAGGCCAUACAGGGAAUGCCGGUCCGAAACACUGGGAGCCCAAAGUCUGCAGUGAAGACUCGCCAAGCUUUCUUCCUUCACACUACAUAUUUCACAAAAUUUGCUCGUCAGGUCUGCAAAAAUACCCUCCGGCUGCGGCAGGCAGCAAGACGGCCGUUUGUUCCUAUUAAUUAUGCUGCCAUUAGGGCAGAAUAUGCAGACAGACAUGCCGAACUAUCUGGAAGUCCACUGAAAAGCAAAAGCACUAGGAAACCUUUGGCAUGUAUCAUUGGGUAUUUAGAAAUCCAUCCUUCGAAGAAACCUAACAUAAUUCGAUCUACACCGAGCCUGCAAACCGCAACUACAAAGCGGAUGCUAACCACCCCGAAUCACACAUCUCUGAGCAUUUUGGGGAAAAGAAACUACAGUCAUCACAAUGGUCUGGAUGAACUCACAUGCUGCGUGUCAGACUGAGCUGUCCUGUUUCAUCCUACAAUCCAAGACUUACUACACUGUCCUGCUGAUGUUCACAGCCGUGCCUGGGAAGGAGGCAGCCCCAUCCCCAGUACAUUUCAGGGAGCCCUCUGCGUGUGCCCCAUGAAGACUCGAUGGGGCAGGGGAAGGAACUGUAGGAGUGCACGUCCCCAAAGCCGCGUCCCAUGUGUGAAUCAGUGUCACUUCGCUUUCUUCUCAGAGACCUCACUCCCCAGAGCAGGACCUGCCUGAGAAUCGAGGCGAUGAGGGAGCCACUUCACCGCCUCCCUUCUCCACACUCCACUCAGGCCACAGUGGCUCCCUG
Diceros bicornis minor is the source of this 2135-nucleotide messenger RNA. It is a transcript of the gene MTA3, whose product is annotated as metastasis associated 1 family member 3. The record is from RefSeq and is a predicted model, not a curated record. Gene Ontology annotation, cellular component: nucleoplasm; NuRD complex. Gene Ontology annotation, biological process: negative regulation of transcription by RNA polymerase II. Bases 26 to 1810 code for a protein of 594 amino acids. The transcript has 17 exons. NCBI's taxonomy places the organism in Eukaryota, Metazoa, Chordata, Mammalia, Perissodactyla, Rhinocerotidae. Gene Ontology annotation, molecular function: chromatin binding; transcription coactivator activity; sequence-specific DNA binding.